Molecule: messenger RNA, 2142 nt
Organism: Clonostachys rhizophaga
Lineage: Eukaryota; Fungi; Ascomycota; Sordariomycetes; Hypocreales; Bionectriaceae
Source: the annotation of a GenBank genome assembly
AUGCUACGCAAGCCCUCGAAGUCGAGUUAUACCGCACCAAAGAGUUGGCGGCCAGUGGCGUUACUGUCAUGCCUGGGCAAGGUACUUGAAAAGAUCAUUGCGAAUAAAAUACGAGAUUUGGCAGUAGAGCACAACUUGGUACCGAAAUAUCAAUAUGCGGCCCCAGGCCGAAGCACGACACACGCUCUCCAGUUUCUAGUCAAUAUCAUCUACCGCGGCUGGUCCUUCCCCAAGGUAUCUGGCUUGCCGAGAUUUGUGCGGCGUAGGGUCGUCAGCCUCCUAGGCUUUGAUAUCACCUGGGCGUACGACCGGAUUCCUUGUGAACGGCUUCUCGAAGCGCUGUUGAAGAAGAGAAUGCCCUACUGGAUUGUCCUGUUCUGUUGGUCCUUUCUCUCGGACCGCACUACCAAUCUACGGUUCCCCGGUUACGAGUCGGAGUGCUAUGAGAUCGAUGUCGGCAUCCCACAGGGGAGCCCGCUUUCUCCCAUCCUCUUUCUGUUGUUCAUCGCUGGGCUCCUCGAGUCAAAUGAGGGGCUUGCAAAUCCCUUCGGCCCUGACGUGGAGUUCUACAUCUUUGGGUACGCCGACGAUCACUACAUCGUCGCCAUAUCCCCCGACUACAAGACCAAUUGUGCCGUGUUUCGGGUCGUGAGUGAUGUGAUUAUGGGAUGGGCGAGAGAGAACGACGUCACCUUCAACCCAGCCAAGUAUAUUGUCAUGCAUUUUCGAGCGCCGCGCACUCGUGACCUACGUUCCAUCGAGCGGAUUCUCCGGAAAGAGAAUGCGAAAGACUGCAAAGCGCAUGGCCUCAAGCAAGCCACGGCACCGACGUUGCUUAGGCCCGUGUCCUACGAAUUGCCCGAAAUAGAGGGAGUAACACCGGAAGCUCUCGUCACGGAGACGAGGAUCCUCGGUGUAAUCGUCGACGACGAGCUCACCUGGGACCCUCAUAUCAACACGCUGAAGAGCAAGGUAUAUACCAAGCUGGGCUACAUGAAGCGUAUCAGCGGGCCGACGUGGGGUAAGACAUUAUGGCAGAUGAGGCAGCUCUAUUUAACCUCAAUACGCCCCAUCAUCGCCUACGGCUGCGGCGCAUGGUUCUCUCCACCGGGCGAGAACCGGAUCAAGUGGCGGCUGACCAAGAAUCGAAUGGCUCAGCUUGAGAGCUUACAAUACCGCUGCCUAUUGGUCGUAUCUGGAGCCAUCAGCGGAACUUCACGUCAAAUGUUGCUCACUGAGUUGGGUAUACCCAGUCUAGAAGUCUACCUCGGGCAACAGGCCAAGAUCUACCGUAUACGGAUGAUCGAUACUCCCGAGUAUAAGGAGCUCGAGCGGAUUCGUUUGAGGUCACCUCUAGAUAGGGUAAAGACUACACGCGACAGGCAUCCCUUCCAUCUCCUAUUCUGUGAGGCUAAUGCCUCAAUGCGGUUGGUAGAGAAGAACGAAUUCACAACAUUGAAAGCCGAAUUCGCAAAAUCGAACGGCAAACAAAAGGACUUCUCUCCUAGCCGACAACAGCUCCGGGAAGCCAUCAAACGCUUCGUCUCGAGGGAAGCGGAUGAUAGGUCCAAGUCAGAGUGGAAAAGCUACGUUGACGAGCACGAAAAGGGCCUUCGUACCUUCAUGGACGGCUGGGUUGAUCACCCAGGCUUCCAGUUGGUCAACCCGCAGUGGGAUCACAACAACUUCAAGCUGUACAAAGACCUUCGGCGUGCCGAGAGCACGAUGCUUUUGCAUUGCCGUACCUGCCGCAUCGGACUCCGCGAUUACCUGCACUCCAACCGCAAGAUCACCAACGACGAGAUCCCUGAUGCGCAGUGUCCAUGCGGGACUGGCAAGCACACUGCGCUCCAUUUAUUCCUGGAGUGCCCAAACUUGAACCGUGCAAGGCAGCGCCUGACGGCCGAGUUGCACCAGUAUGAUCUUUCAGCCCGACUAGGGAUAUUGCUGGGGAAACCAAAGGAAGCAGGAAUCCUCGCGCGGUGGGCAAUUCAAAAUUUCGGGAUUGAGCAAUUCAAGUGCGUGCCCCCGCCAGACAAGAAGGGCAAUACGAACUACAAACGCAAGCACCACAACGCGCACCACAACGCGCACCACAACGCGGAGCACAGGCGUAAGAAACUGAAGACACAUCAUCAGUGA